AUGCAGAAAGUGAAUAAUGAGAAGAGCACUGGAAAAGUAAAGAAGUUUAAGCAUCAGAAGUGGACAGCUGCAGAAGAUGCACAGUUAUAUAAGUUGCUAAUAGGUCAAUAUAGCGUCAAUUGGGAUAAUGUGGCAAAAUUAAUGUACAAUAGGAAUGCCAGGCAAUGCAAAGAUAGAUGGAAUUACUAUUUCUGUCCAACAGUGAAUAAUGGGGAUUGGUCGCAUGAAGAAGAUGAACUUUUGAAUCAAAAAGUUAAAGAGUUAGGAACAAAAUGGAAAGAGAUCUCCACAUUCUUCAUUGGUAGAACAAAUACUAAUUGUAAGAAUAGAUGGCUUGCUAUGCAAAGAGAAAAAAUGAAAAGUAUUAAUUCAGCAGAAAAUGCUAAUGUAGCGCCACCUGCUGGUCAAAUAGAUCCUAAUAGUAAUCAGAAUACUCCUGGUAUAGGAAAUAUGCAAUUACAGAAUACACCAUAUGAUUUUGAUGAUGCUUUCACUGAUCAUGACCUCGAAUUGUUCGAACUUUAA
Trichomonas vaginalis G3 is the source of this 525-nucleotide messenger RNA. RefSeq names its product RNA polymerase II transcription regulator recruiting protein. The transcript has a single exon. Gene Ontology annotation, cellular component: nucleus. Gene Ontology annotation, biological process: regulation of DNA-templated transcription. The record is from RefSeq and is a predicted model, not a curated record. Gene Ontology annotation, molecular function: DNA-binding transcription factor activity, RNA polymerase II-specific; RNA polymerase II cis-regulatory region sequence-specific DNA binding. The coding region runs from base 1 to 525 and encodes 174 amino acids. NCBI's taxonomy places the organism in Eukaryota, Parabasalia, Trichomonadida, Trichomonadidae.